AUGGAUUUGCAUUUGAAAAAACUUGAAGAAUUUAUUUCUGAAAAUAAAAAGUUAUACAAUUUAAAUAUAAAACUUAAAGAACAACUUAAUCAAGCAAAUAAAAAAGUUAUUGAAUUAGAAACAAAUGUUGCAACUCUCGAUAGUACGAUUUAUAGACUAAAGAAAGAGGUUCGUAAUUUAGAACAUGAUUUAAAAAGUAAAGAGAAAGUAAUUCAAAAUAAUAUACUUUUUAUGAAAAGUGAAUAUAAACGUAAGGACAUUCUAAACAAUAAGUUAAUAGGAUCCACUAAAGAUACAAAAAUUAUUGAGUUGAAAAAAGAGGUAAAUUUACUUUUUCAUAGAAAUAAUUUACUUUGUGAAUUUAUAAAAAAUCUUUUUGAUAAAAAGGAUCUGGACUUUUUACUAUUUUAUAAGCUAUUAGAAAUUUCUGAUAAAAAAAAUAUAGAACUAUUUUUAGAAGACUAUAAGGAUGAUUUAACAAAUUGA
Vairimorpha ceranae is the source of this 486-nucleotide messenger RNA. RefSeq lists its product as hypothetical. The coding region runs from base 1 to 486 and encodes 161 amino acids. The transcript has a single exon. The record is from RefSeq and is a predicted model, not a curated record. Lineage: Eukaryota; Fungi; Microsporidia; Nosematidae.